AAAACUUUUGUAUAUGUAUAUCCGUCGCUUGCGAGGGUUUGGAUCGUCUUGAAGUUGGCUCUGCUAACUGCCAAGGUUCUGUGUCCUCGCUACGAGCUCAGAGUUAACAAUCAACUGAAACGAUUUGAAGAAAGUCUUCACCUCGACCGACGACGCCGUCCUUUCGGAAAUCAAGACUGCGCUCAAGUAAUUCGGCCGACCGAGGCUUCAGAAGCAGGGGAGGGUGGCCCACGUUCUGCUCCGCUACGAGCCGACUUAUACGACCUUUUCGGCGGCGGAAAACAUCCCAAUUCCGAAGGGUGCAUUCAACCUCGAUAACCUUGAUACGCAAUUGCCGAAUAUUUUCUGCACUCGUGCUUUGAGGACUUCAAUCAUCAUCAGAUUCCUUGUUAUCAGAUUCCUUUUCUAACAUCAUGGACCCCAAUAGUUUUGUUGAUGAGAAAUGUGAUUGCAGGCUCUAUAUUGGCAACCUUGAUCGGAGGAUAACAGAGGCUACUUUGAUUAAGAUGUUCUCUCCAUUUGGAAAAAUUGUAGCUGAGGACUUCUUGUGGCAUACUCGUGGCCCAAAACGUGGAGAGCCACGUGGCUUUGCUUUUAUUCAGUUCAGCACCAGAGAGGAAGCUGAACUGGCCAAGGAGAAGAUGAAUGGGAAAUUGGUUUGUGGGCGUCCAUUGGUUGUACGCCUUGCAAGCGAAAAAUACUUGGUUGAAACAGCUAAUAAUUCUAGCAAAGUGAUCGGUGAGGCAAGCAAGUCAAGUAUCGCCGGAAGUAGUUCAGGACAAGUGAGCCGAAGUGCGAAAAUAGCUGCCAUAAAAAACAAACUAAAGGCUAUUGAGGAAGAGAGCCGUGGCUCGAAGAAGCAGAAGCAGGACGGUGGCACCUGAAACGGAGAAAAUCUGUAAGAUUUACAUCAGUUGAAUAGUCAAGAGUAAACAUGGUUCACCUGAAUGUUCGAACUUUCAAAAUAUUGUAAUGCUGAAAGUAGUAACAAUACAGUGUACACUAUAGAGGAUCUAUGUUCCUCCUCAUGACUCACGUCUCCUUUAUUGCCACUUCCUGAACACAUUUAUACCAUUAGAUAUUUUCUUUUUGUUGAUUUUGUAACUAAACAAUUAUAAUAUUUUUAAUUACGAUGCCUGUAUUAAAAAAUUUGGUCUUUACACUUUUAAGUUCA
Messenger RNA from Camellia sinensis, 1174 nucleotides. Its product is annotated as RNA-binding protein-like RNA recognition motif protein. NCBI's taxonomy places the organism in Eukaryota, Viridiplantae, Streptophyta, Magnoliopsida, Ericales, Theaceae. The record is from RefSeq and is a predicted model, not a curated record. Gene Ontology annotation, molecular function: RNA binding.